Molecule: messenger RNA, 7355 nt
Organism: Pocillopora verrucosa
Lineage: Eukaryota; Metazoa; Cnidaria; Anthozoa; Scleractinia; Pocilloporidae
Source: RefSeq, a predicted model, not a curated record
GUAAACAUGGCGCCGGGCUCUAGAACGUUAAGAGCUUCCGAAAUACCAAUCUACACCCUUGAUUUUCCUCAUACCUGUGUUAUUCCUUGAAAACAGCAAUGAAGGUCAGCUCAGAGGGCCAAGUAUGAAAAUAUGGAUGCCUGGAAAGCGACAAGUGAUGCAAAAUUUGGAGUUGUUGUGUACAAUUUUGACGGAAAUAUUACUCAUGGACUACGGUUAACCAUUGGCGAAACUGUGCACAUUUUAGAAGAAUGCGCAGGUUGGUACAGGGGAUGCACUUUACGAAACAAAUCUGUAAAGGGUAUCUUUCCAGCAACAUAUAUUCACCUCAAGGAAUGUACUGUGGAAAAUACAGGUACUGCAAUUGAAAGUGUUGUCCCUAAAGAAGAUGCUACAGUUAAGGAGCUAACUUUGAUAUUAAGAGAAUGGUUUGUUAUCUGGAAAGACCUUUACAAGGGAAAACAAGAUCGCCUCUUUUUAGCACUAAAAACAAUCAUGUGGGAUUUAGUGGAGUGCAGGCAAAAGCUAAUAUCUGGAACACUGACACAGGACCAAAUGGAUGACAUCAAGAAGAAAGCUAUCAAUAAAAUUGACUGGGGUAACAGCAAAAUGGGGCUGGAUCUCAUUCCAAGAGUGGAUGGAGAAGUGGUUGAUGCUGACUCCACAAGUGUUGUUGAACUCUACAAAGUGCAUGUUUCAAGUGCUGAAGCUAAUCUCCAAAUAUCAGGGAGAGGAAAUUUCAAGAAGACAACCACUCGUGGUGUCAGCACUGUGAUACACCAUGUCUACCUGAACAUGACAAACUUUACGCACAACAUGGAUGAGAAGAGCCAGGUGUUUUUCUCCAUUUAUGAUGCAAGGGAAGGAAGAUUCAUCAGUGAGAGGUUUCUAGUUUCUAUUGGAAAAAGUGAUAGCACACUGAAAGUUAACCAACCACAGAAGAUUGAAAACUCAUUCUGUGUUUUUACUGACCUUGGGAGCAAGGAUGUGUUAGCUGAAGCUUUUCUUGUUGCUCACAUUGUGAGAAUAGGGAGAAUGCUUACUGAUGGUUCAUCCAAGAAGGUCUCGACUACAUCUUAUAGAAGGCCAUUUGGAUGUGCUGUGUUGGAUAUAGUGGAUGUUUUGACUGGAAGAGAAGAGCGUUUGGAAGAGAAGGAAUUCCACAUGCCAAUUUUCAGUUGUAGUGACAGUGAUUUCUGGAUGGUCCAUGAUAGUAUCAUUAGAAAACAAACUAGCAAGUACAGUGCUUCAAGCUCAAACAGCAGUAUCUCUGUUUCCCUGAGAGUGUUUCAAGGUGAUCUGGAUAAGAUUCAAAGUGAAAAUCCCCUUGUAUUGCCAAAAGGGAUUCCAGUUGUCAGAAAGUUAGGGUUUCCUGAUGUUAUCAUGCCAGGUGACAUAAGGAAUGAUCUUUAUGUUACUAUCGAAAGAGGAGAAUUUGAAAAAGGAUCAGGAAAAACUACAUCCAAAAAUGUUGAGGUUUCCAUGUGUGUCCUUGGACCCAAAGGCAAAGUGAUUGAGGAUUGUAUUUUCCUUGGGGCUGGAGGUUCCAGUGUAACGGAAUAUCAGUCCAUUAUCUUUUAUCACAACAGCAGCCCAAAGUGGAAUGAAACCAUAAAGAUACAGCUUCCCUUUGAAUUGUUCUUGGGAGCCCAUUUGAGAUUUGGCUUUAGACAUUUGUCAAAGUUUGAAGAAAGGGAGAAAGCCGACAAGACAUUUGGUUUUGCUUUUGAGAGCCUGAUGAGAGCUGAUGGGACUACCAUCUGUGAUAGUACACAUGACCUGUGUGUCUAUAAGUAUGAUGAAAAUUGUUUCUAUGACUCGAAGACUUAUCUCCACAUGCCAUCAACUUUGUCAAAAAUGGCAAACCAUACCAUUGCGGGCUCAGAUCGAUUGGUACGCAACUCGAAGGAUGCCUUUUACAUCAAAACGAUAGUGUGUUCCACAAAGCUGACUCAAAAUGUUGAUCUCGUUGGUCUGUUGAGAUGGAGACAACAGAAGCGUCAAAUCCCAUCGGUGUUAACUUCUUUGCUGAAAAUCGACGGAGAAGAAAUUGUUAAGUUUCUUCAAGACAUUUUUGACGCCCUGUUUGCCAUUCAGAACGAAAGUUCAGAACAGUGUGGAAACCUCGUGUUUCAAGCUUUGGUUUUUAUCAUCUGCAUUUUGUCUGAUGAAAAAUAUCAACACUUCCAAGAUGUGCUGACGACAUAUAUUGAAAAACAUUUCAGUGCAGCCUUGGCGCACCGGAAGCUAAUUAACCGCCUGAAACAGACCCUGAUAUAUACAGGAGAAAACGAUAAAAUGGAUAACCUCAGAAAUACCUUGACGGCCUUAGAAUAUCUUUUUAAAUUCAUUAUUCAAUCAAGAAUUCUGUUGAUCAGUAUGAAUAGAGGACGAGAUGCGAAAAGUUACGAGAAUUUUAAACAAGAGCUGGCCUCCGUGUUCACUGAUCUUAACGCACUGAUAUCCUCACGUCUCCCAGACAUAACUUUAAAAUCUCUAGCAAUGGUGAAUUUUUCAGGAAUUUAUCAAGAUUCUUUGAAAGUGUUUAGCUAUGAAGAAUUAAGUACCAUUGCGAAGGAUUUUCUUCUCAGUGCAGCAAAGGAUCAGAAAGGGCUCAACAAUAGCAGACUGCAGUUUAUUGAUGCAACAGUAAAGAGUGAGCUCUUUGUGCACAAAGAAUCAAGGGCAAUCUUGAUGCCAGUUCUUGUGGCUACCAUUCAACAACAACUGAUACAAAAGCAAGACAUGAGAAAAUGUGCCGAAAUAGUGGGAUCAAUUCUCACCUCACUGCACAAAAAAGCUGCGGAAGGUGCAACUGAAGACGACGUUUAUCUUGUGGUGAGAACCUUACUACAACCUGUGUUUCAAACGGUGAUGACUGUAGACAGAUCAAGUGAGCUUGCGAGGCAUCUCCUGGCAGUUUUGAUAAACCUGUUACUGAUUAUGAAAGAGAAACAUUACAGUCUGUAUCUGAAGGAGUUCAAAGACAACAAAGAACUCAAAGACUUCCUGGUGAAUGUCUUUGUUGUGUUCAUUGAAAUCGUAAAGCGUGGAAUCUUCCUCAGGGACUGGAUUGUCAUCAUUAUUUUGGGGAACAGUGUGAUUCUAAGGGCCACUCAGAACUUUUCACAAGCCCUGAUUGAUAACUUUUCAGGAGAUAACUUCGACUAUCAGUUGUGGAACAACUACUUCAAUCUAGCGGUAUCUUUCCUCACUCAAUCUCACCUACAACUGGAGAACUUCACUGAGGUCAAGAGAAACAAGAUCAUCGACAGGUAUGGUGACAUGAGGCAGGUCAUGGGGUUUGAGAUUGUUCAGAUGUGGCAGGGUCUUGGUUCCUUUCAGAAGAAUUUCAUGCUGAGUAUGGUUUGUCCUUUCUUGGAAAUGACUUUGGUUCCUGAAACAGAAUUACGUAAAGCAACAUUACCCAUAUUCUUUGACAUGGUACAAUGUGAACUUAAUUCCAAAGGCGCGGCCACGAUGGUGGAAACCAAAAUUGUAAACGAACUCGACCGACUUGUCAGUAUGGAUAAGAAGGGCGACAGGGAGUACAAGAAACUCUUCAAGGAAAUUCUAACAGAAAAGUUUGAUGACGAGAUACUGUUUCGUGAGGAAGGCUUAGCGUUUGUGAAUCGAGUAACGGACCUCCUAGAGUUACUUCUAGAAUACAGGAGGGUGUCUGGUGAAGAUGAUAGAGAACAGAAAAUGAGCUGCCUUGUAAAUCUGUCGGAAUUUUACCAGAAGAUUGGUCGUGAAGACAUGUAUAUCAGGUGUAUAAACAGACUUUGUGAACUUCAUAUUGCGAUAGAGAACUUCACAGAAGCUGGUUUUACCGUCUUGAAACACGCAGAGUUACUCAAGUGGCCUGAGACGAUGCCUGAGGAUUCCCCCGAAAUUUUUAAAGAGUUCCAGCUGAAGGAAAAGUUGUAUUUGGACGCCAUUGACUUCCUGGACAAAGGAAAGACAUGGGAGAAGGCGAUUGAACUAUGCAAAGAGCUGACGGAGCAAUACGAAUUGCUGCUGUGUGAUUACGUUAAACUUGGAGACAUUUUGAAAAAACAGGCCAAGUUCUUCGACAACAUCAUGACCCAGGUUCGGGCAGAAUCUGAGUACUUUAGAGUCGGGUUCUACGGCAAAGGCUUCCCAUUAUCAGUGAGGAACAAGGCUUUUGUUUACCGAGGUCACGAAUACGAGAAAAUCGGCUCCUUUAAUCAGAGACUGAAGGCGCAGUUCCCUGAUGCUCUGAUGAUGGACAAGAACACACCGCCAGAAGACGACAUCUUGGAAUCUGACAAGCAAUAUCUGCAGUGUUGCCGAGUGAUUCCUAUCUCAGAACACGAAGCACGUUUUGCUGGCAAAGUCGUAGAUGAUAAAAUUGCAGGUUAUUACCGGGUGAACGAUGUCAGAAGGUUUACUAACUCAAGACCUUUGCGUCCAGGUUCGGAGGAUUUUGCGAACUUAUGGUUAGAAAGAACGACCUACACGAUCGCUUCACCUCUGCCUGGAAUUCUUCGAUGGUUUCAAAUCACAUCUUCAGAAAGCGUUGAAAUCAGCCCCCUUCUCAAUGCAGUUGAAACUGUGGAAUCGAAGAACAAAGAGCUCGAUAGGAUCAUCGCUAAUCUGUCCUCAGAUAGGAAUCAGAGUAUCAACCCUCUGAGUAUGAUACUUAAUGGUAUCAUAGAUGCUGCUGUUAUGGGAGGGAUAGCCAAGUAUGAAGAGGCAUUUUUCGCCCCAGACUAUUUAAUGAAUAAUCCAGGCGAUAGGCAACUCAUCGACCAACUAAAGCGCGCCAUAGGAAAUCAGGUGAAGAUCUUGGAGAAAGGUCUGAAUCUUCACGAUGAACUAGCAACCAAGGACUUGAGACCGUUUCAUAACAAAAUGGAGACUUGUUUCGCCGACAUGAAGGCUCGUGUCUCAGGGGAGGAGAGAAAGUCUGCCAGGCCUAAAGACCUCCAGAUCCCGUUACCGGCAGUACCCGUGAAUCAAACGUCAACACCAGGGUUUGUGAAGGCAGUAAGAAAACAGAGUUUACCCGGAGAUUUGGGAAGGGAAAGUGUUCCAGCAGCGGCGGCGACCAUGAAGCUGAGGCGGCAAAGUGAAAAUCGAUCACGACAGAGUUUGUGGUAUGAAAGCGAUGAUAUUCCGUCCAAAAAGAUGUCUGGUUCUAAAUCCUUGGAGGCUCUCUCUGAAAUAGAUGAAUCUUCGCCACCAGUUCCAACGAAGAAAAACUCCAAACCAGAUCUUGCUUCUGGGCACUCGCCUGAGACGAUCCGUAGAAGGAUGGGUCUUGGUGGAAAACUUCAACAACGAAGUUCCUCCCCAGCGGGAAUGUUAAGGACUGUGCUAUCACCUCAAGCAAAUGGGGAAAUAUCCCCCGCCCUCCCUCCCAAGCGUAAAAGUGUCUUAAUUUCAAGUCCACAAGACAGCACCUCGUCAGUCCCUCCACCCCUUCCUACACGUACAUCUAUUGGUCUGUCAGCAGAUAAUUCUGUAAACGGAGCUGUUACUGGGAACGAGCCCAGGGAGGCCCCUGCAGUUGAUGACGUCAAUCUUCCCGCUUUACCUCCCAAGAAGUCUGUAUCUAGAAUGUCUCUGGAUAGCGAAUCAGGGUUUCCAGAAAAACCAAUGCGCCCUGAUACUCUGACGUUUGCUGAAGAUGAUUCGAACUCAGAACCUGUUCCUGUGUUGCCAGAGAAACGUAAAAGCUACGCCAGCACCACUUCCAGUCGAGCGUCUUCCUCAGUCUUCUCUGAUACAGCUUCAGAUUUCCCGUCUCCAAUGUCCCCUUCAGUUCCUUUAAAAUUUCAAAAACAAUUUCCUGAUAGACUCCAGGUUGGGUCGUCAACGCGAGAUUCCCGUGGAUCAACUCUUCCAUCGGGGUCUACAAGCUCAACAAUAUCCCUGGGAACUCCCCGCCCGGGGUCUUUCACAGCUCCAAGGCCAAGUGGCAGUGGACCAAAUAACUAUAGUUACGUAACACCACCAUCGUCUCCACGAGUUCCCUACGACUACGUUUCUUCACCCAAUGAGUCAGUAGCAAGCUGGGUAUCGAACAGCACACAAUAUUUUUCAGCUUCGUCUUCCUUUGACAGCGACAUCUUUUCCCCAGGAACACCUCCAAAGCGCGAAUCCAACAUAGAUGUUCCGCCGCCAUCACCGUCAUCCAUCUCGCGGAGUGUAGAUCUUUUAGCAACGUCGCCCACGAAGAACGAUUCUACCCCACCACUUAUUCCGUUUAAAGGAACUCAUCACUUCUCCACAUCCGUUGAAAAGGUUGAAACAUUUUCAUUUUCGGAAACAACGUUAACGGGGACAUCAACGAUGACGUCAUCGACAGAGGAAGAGUCUGUUGACCAACCAGUGAAACCCCGUACCCCAGUCCCAGUCCCACGGAGGAACACGAUGAGCCCGUCGUCAAGUCGACCAACGGGUUCGUUAUCUCGAUCACGCUCUGAUGUGUCGGAUGGUAACCAAGGUCCCGGGCGGGUAACUCCGCCCCCAAUUAAACCCCGAAAGUCCACAAGUCUUUCAUCAGAUCAAGGUCCAAAGUCCCCUCCGCCACCCAAACCUCCCAGACCUUCGCAGGCCAGGGAACCUCCACCAAAGCCCAAACCUUACGCUUCCAGAUCAGUGGAGAACUCGCCUGCGGUUCAAAGAAAAGCGGUCAGUGAAAGCAUGCAGAACAUUCCACCUGGAGAAAAAAAUGGAUCGUGACCACAUCCAUUAAGAUGUAAAGAGAUUCAGCGCAACCUGUCUUCCCUGAUUUUCUUUGAACAGCGGCGUCCUCACUUGGAUUUAAAUAAAUAUAUGCUUCCCGCAAGCGAACUCGUAUUUCAGGCUUAAAUGCCCUUAAAAUUUGAACCCAAGAUUCAUUCAAGCAAUUCGUUUUCUUUCGCUGGAAAAUAGCUAAAAAAACAUACCUUAAACUAAAACGUACUUUUCCAGCAUAUUGCACUCCAUCUACGACAGUUUAUAACGCACUUAAACUACGAAAACGGAUGGGUCCUCCUUUUGUAAAAUGGUCGUUAAUUACUGCACAUAAUGUACAGAGAUAAAUGCUUAUUAGGCACAAGAUAUCAUAAUAUGUAACAAAAUUAUCGUUGCUGACAAAAAUUAUGAAGCAUUUCCUCAGGUUGAAAUAGUAGAAUAGGUACCAUAAUUAUAAGUAAAGAAAUACGGUCUUGAAUAUAGGAUUUUUUCUUUGUGAAUACGACCUUUUAAUAUUGAAAAUACUGUGCAAGGUAUAAGUUGAAGUAUCUUCAUGUUUUUUUCAAUUUGUGAAAAUUGUAGUUACCCUAAUGACUAAAUGAGCAAGGAAGCUUAUAUUUGAGUUCAUUGUAUUUUUAUGAGAUUUU